Molecule: messenger RNA, 618 nt
Organism: Dictyostelium purpureum
Lineage: Eukaryota; Evosea; Eumycetozoa; Dictyosteliales; Dictyosteliaceae
Exons: 2
Coding region: 87-512 (141 amino acids)
Source: RefSeq, a predicted model, not a curated record
UUUUUUAUUUUUCAAACCAAUAAAAUAAUACAAUAAAAAAAUAACAUCAUAAUAUUAUUAAUAUUAAUAUAGUAUAAUAUAAAAAAAUGGCAGAUAUCCAACAAGCUCCUCAAGUCUGUUUAAGAGUUAACGGCGAAAUAUUUAAUUCCGUUUUACAACUUGGUGUUACAAUUCACAGAGUUGUAUGUGUUGGUAAUGUUUUAUCAAUUAAAGGAGACGAAGUCACUAUUUCAAUCCCAAAUGGUAGUGAAUUAUCAACAGAAUUUAAAUUCAGAAAAGAACCAUCAUGCUCUCUCGUCGCCAACGAAAAUACUUAUCAAUUUUCAAUUAAAAUAGACAAUCAAAAUUUGGGAGAUUCAAUUAUCGAAUAUGCUCAAGAUUUUGGUACUAAUUUUGUAAUGUACAGUUAUUCAACUUCAUUUUUCAAUUAUUGGUACAUUCUCAAGGAUAGAUACCCACAACUCAAAGGAUCAGAAGAAACAGAAGAAACAGGAGAAAUGGACACACAAUAAAACAAAUUUAAUCAUUUUUUAAUCAUUUUUUACACAACAUUCUUGUAUAUAAUAAAUAUAAAUAGUUUUUAUAAUUUACAGCUAUAGAAAUUAAAUAAAUAAACCC